Moneuplotes crassus is the source of this 1214-nucleotide messenger RNA. The record is from the annotation of a GenBank genome assembly. NCBI's taxonomy places the organism in Eukaryota, Ciliophora, Spirotrichea, Euplotida, Euplotidae.
CUUCAUUAUGCUGUCAACAAAGCCAGCAAGAAUUAAGAUCCUAAUUCAAGUGAGGUCAAUAGUGAGUUAAUACAAGCUUAAUGAAGAUAAAAUGCUCAACUAUUACUUUCAACAGAUUGUGGCUUUCAAAUUACUUAUUCACAUGUGUAUAGCUUACAUGAGGUUCUUCCAAAGAUAAUCAAGAUGCUAUCCUACCUCCCAAAGCCAUUGGAGAUGUUGAUAAGCACAUUCAUUGGCAAGUUUGUGGCAAUUGGAGAAGCUAUUUCAUUUUUAUAACAAAACUAUAGCUAUAAAAGCUUUGUAGAUGAGUUUGAAGAAGCUUAUAUCGAUCUCUCCUAAGAUCGCUAUAAACGGGAAGUGAUAUUUCUGUGGAGAAUAAUUCAGAAUAAAAUGUUGUAAAUUCCUGCUGAAACUAUUCACAUUACUCAAGAGGAAAUUUCUGAAGAAGCUACAGGCCUCUGUGGCUGAGUUCCUCCAGAAUCAUUUCUUAUUUCUCUAUUCAGGUAGCGAAUUUGGUGUAAAAUUGUGGAAUUUCUUAAGAAAGUGCUCAAACGCCGACUCUUUGAGUCUUUAGAGAUAGACUUUUUAAAAGACGAAGAGACCAGACAAAUGAGACUCAAGGCUAAACGACAGAAUUAUACCUACUUCGAAGGUGAUGUCGAAGAAGAUUCAGAUGAAAUCUCUGGUCUUGAAGAAGAAACUUUGAAUAUUUUGAAUAUGAACAAUAAGUUAUUAUUUAAAGUCGAAAAGAAAAUAGAUAAAUUAGAGAAACGUUUGAAUAAUGUUCCUACUAAGGAAGACAAGAUACGCUUCCAAAGAAUCUACUUGACAAAGGAUGAGAAUCUUACGAUUGUUUUUACAGUCAUCUGUAAGACACAUGGCUUUAAGUCAAAGAAUGAAUGGAAUUUUAGAAAAGAUAUUGACUAUAACGACCAACUGCUAUAUCAAAGCAAUGUUUCAUACCUGCUUAAGUCCAACAAGAUCAUGGACUACAUCAACAGAGAUAUAAUGAAAAGGAUUUGUAUAGAAGCUUCCUGAUGCUCAAUAUGAUGAUUGACAAUAGCACGAUUGGAACAUUCUUUUGGCCAUUUUAGACUUUUUAAGCAAGAAUGUAGAUGAAUGUUAUAAGGAAGCUUUCGAGAGUUUAAAAGUUUGCCUAAAAAGUUCCAAGAAUGCUUUCUCACCCCAUGUGAUGACCUGAAUGAAAGCACUAA